Messenger RNA from Chilo suppressalis (striped riceborer), 1432 nucleotides. NCBI's taxonomy places the organism in Eukaryota, Metazoa, Arthropoda, Insecta, Lepidoptera, Crambidae. The record is from the annotation of a GenBank genome assembly.
AGUGCGACUUCCCGACUGUAACACUGAGCUGAUAAUAUUAACCUUUAACUUGUUUUGAAAGAAAAUAUUUCCUUACACGCUGAUGUGUGAAUGUAAAACGAAUUAAAUAAAAAUUAUGCCGGUUUUGAAUGGAAACAAACACUAAAAAUGGUGAAAAUAAUAUUUUUACAUCCUGACUUGGGAAUUGGAGGAGCUGAACGCCUUGUGUUGGAUGCCGCAUUAGCUUUCAAGAAAAAAGGCCACGAAGUCGCUUUCUAUACCAAUCAUCAUGAUCUUACUCACUGCUUUGCCGAAACUAGGGAUGGAACUUUUCCAGUUUCAGUUGUCGGCGACUGGAUACCACGUUCUAUACUUGGAAAAUUCAAAGCUGCCUGUGCCUAUGCUCGUAUGGUGUACGCUGCUAUUUACAUCGCUUGGUAUGUGAUUCCAGUUGAAGAACCUACCUUGAUAUUUUGUGAUCUCAUAUCAUUGUGCAUUCCAUUUUUGAAGAUGGCUAGAGGACCAUUCCGCAUAGUGUUUUAUUGCCAUCACCCUGAUAAAUUGUUAACUUCUGAAGGUGGAUUAUUGAAGAAACUAUAUCGUGCCCCACUCAACUGGUUAGAGGAAUUCACUACUGCUAAAGCAGACAAGGUUCUGGUAAAUAGUAAAUACACAGCUAGAGUUUAUCAAGAUGCAUUCCAGAAAAUAGUAGAUGUCCCUGAUAUUUGUUAUCCCUCAAUCAAUACUGAAUACUUCAGGACAACUUCACCAAAGCCUUUGAAAGAAGUUGUACCAGUUGGUACGGAUAAGUAUGUUUUUUUGUCAAUUAAUAGAUACGAGAGGAAGAAAAAUCUUCAGUUGGCUUUGAGAUCAUUGGAAUAUCUAAAACAUAUUGUUGAUGAAGAAGACUGGAAUAGAAUACAUUUGAUAAUGGCUGGAGGGUUUGACCCAAUUAAUUUAGAAAAUAUGGAACAUUUUAUUGAGCUGACUGACUUAGCUACAGAGUUAGAUAUUGAAGACAAAGUAACCUUCCUAAAAUCUCCAAAAGAUGAUGAGAAGGUUUCAUUAUUAUACAACUGCAAAGCUCUAAUUUAUACACCAUCAAAUGAACAUUUUGGAAUAGUUCCUUUGGAAGCUAUGUAUUACAGCAAGCCUGUCGUAGCAGUAAAUAGUGGUGGGCCUACAGAAACAAUUGUAAAUGAUGUGACUGGCUUUUUGUGUGAACCAACAAAUGAAUCAUUUGCUAAUGCUAUGAGAAAGUUAAUAUUGAGCCAGGAUUUAUGUGAAAAGUUGGGUAAUGCUGGUAGAAAAAGAUUUGAAACAAAAUUCUCAUUUGAUGCAUUUACUGAUCAAUUAGACGGAAUACUUACUAGGGAAAGGCAAAUCAUUUCUGAGGCACGAGCCAUAGAGUAUGAACAGAAAAAGAAGAAAUAGCAUUGUGCCGGCACUCCUA